Messenger RNA from Cylindrotheca closterium, 1650 nucleotides. The record is from the annotation of a GenBank genome assembly. NCBI's taxonomy places the organism in Eukaryota, Bacillariophyta, Bacillariophyceae, Bacillariales, Bacillariaceae.
AUGCCGCGGCGCAAAAACAAAAAAUUCAAGCGCCAAAAGCGACACAACCACCAGAAUGAUGAAUGCCUCUUUGAAACCAGCAUUGAAGAGGACUUGCGUCGACAGCGACAAAGACAAAUUGAGCGUGAAAGGGAUAGGGAGAUGAUGAAGGAGUUCGAGGAAGACAGGAUGGAUGAGACGGACACAUCGUUUGUUGAAAAUGUUGAAACAAGAAGGCAAGACAUUGUUCUGAGAGGAAUGUCCGUAGCUCCAUUAAUCGACAUUGCCCAGCUGCCAGCACGAUCACUAUUGUCUGUUCACAACGAGAGCCCAUUAUUGUCUCGGAUUCAGCGGAAUCGAAUACAGAACCUAUGGCACUCACGGUACCUGCUGAGUCAAAUGCAUGUGCAUUCAAAAGCAUCCUUGCUGUACACUCGAAAGGUGAAAUGGCGAAAUCACUCGCUGCCCGAUGGAACAAGCGCACCAGUGGACUUGACUUGUAAGAGCAACCUACAUUCUGCUGCUAGGACGAUGGAUGUGGUUACGUUUGAUGAGGGUCAGCUCCCAACCAUUGCGACCACGGUGCAGGGUGGAUUUGGAAUUUUCACUGCAGCGUAUGGACGACAAGAACGCUUCAAUACACUUCGAGGGUUACCUGUUCAUUCACUACGCAUGCACGAGAAGAGUGGCUGGUGUGGGACGGUAGUUCUGUCGGACGAUCGAUACGCGCUCUACAAAUUCCAGUGCUACCCUCUCCCGGAUGCCACUUCCCUCUUUGAAGUGAUGUUACAAGAGCCAGUUACUGACUUUGUAUUUGGCACAGACUUGGUUCUUUUCGCCUGUCCUAGAUACUAUGGCAAGGCAACGUUGUCUCCAACUUUCUUGACGUUAGAAGACGGAAGAGAAGGAGAGCUACGAUGCUUGAAUAUACAGAACUUCCCACAUUCGGAUGCACUAAGAGUUGAGAUGACCUGUGCAAAAGAAAAAUUUAUUGCUUUUGGCCAUAGAAAUGGUCAAGUUUCUUUGUUGGACCUACGGCAAUCACAGAGCUGUUGUACCAUCCUACAGCACCUGCCAAUAGACAGCACUAGCGAGAUAUUUGGUUCCGCCACCGACCUUAAGUUUCUAUCCAAUCAUCAACUGUUGGUGAAGCGAUCGUUUGGUACUACUCAGCUACACGACUUGCGUCAGAUUUCAUCAAGGUUGGAGCAAGAUUCUAGUAAGAUGCGACGGCGAGCAACCUCGGUGGUGCACCACCUCCAAGUUCCCUCCGAUGGUAUAUUAUCAACCGCUUCUUCCAGAUGCAAUGGGAUGGUGGUGGACCCAACAUGCCAGCAAACACUUCUUUCGCCGUAUAUCGACUCCGACCGCAAUGCAACACUCGGAUUUUGGUCCCUAAAGACUGGAACCUUUGCUGGCCAAAAAAUCUUGGCGAAGAAUCCCGAGCGAGACCCAAUCUUUGUGGAAAUGUGCCCUACAACCACUGCCUCCUUUUUAAAUAGAGGCGAGAUGAAACAUGGACUGUCGAAUCCAUCCGACUUUGGAGUAUGGUUGAAAUGUGGUCGAUUCUCGAAAUCACGAGCACAGGGCGGCAAGGCUGGCAGUCUUCAUCACUUAUCUUUGCCUGGGGCAUUGGCAGACACGCCUUCAGUUUGUUCCUAUUCUGCCUAG